This is a messenger RNA of Camellia sinensis, 3276 nucleotides long. NCBI's taxonomy places the organism in Eukaryota, Viridiplantae, Streptophyta, Magnoliopsida, Ericales, Theaceae. The record is from RefSeq and is a predicted model, not a curated record.
UACUAAACUAGCCAAUUGAGAAUCUCUUUCUAUUUGAUCGUGGAGUGUAUUUGUGGAGGUGACAAAAAUGAAAUCUAUUAGCGCGUGUUGUCCCAAAUAGUUUAAGGGCCCAAGAAAAUGUAUAUUUUUUCAAGUGUUCAAUUCUCACAUGUGCAUAUAAGUACUCUUUGUUGAGUCUUCCCAUAACAAACCUCCAUAUCAUCGUGCAAAGUCAUGAGCACCUCAGAAACUUUCUUCAAGUGUUCAAUUCCCUUCUUGUAAAUUACACACAUAAAAUGAUUUCUUCAAGUGUACAUAGUGAAUGCAUAGUGAGAUGAGUUUGAUUUUUGCCCCAGAACUCAUCAUAAAGAUGAGCUGAUAUCAUCCCAACCUUUCAUAUCCGAUUCCCAUAACUUAAUCUGUUAAACAAAGUUACAUUUCAAAUCAUUGUCGAUUAAGAUAAAAUUCACUUGGAAAAUGUUAUCAUUUAGGAUAAAUGUAUUCAAGAACUUGAUGAUUCACAAAACCAGCAUAACCAAAUUCACUUUUGAUUGAGAGUUGACAUGUACUAAACAUUGAAUCUGAAUAGUAGUAGAAAUAUUUGGGUUUUUAAAUGUAUCUUUUAACAUUGAGAAAAAUAUAAACCUAAUUAGUAACAUUUUAACAUUUUCUGGUACGGAGGGUAUUCUAUCUGCAACAUGAGAAUCUGCAUUUUUUGCUGAAGAAAAGAAAUUAUCUGCAGAUACAAUGGCUGAAAUUUCAAAGAAGAAAAUUAUAUUCUUAUAGAAGAAACAAACAAGAAAAUCUGAAAGUAUAUUUGGUGGAACAUACAACAUAUAAUUGAGGGUCCCUUUUAAUUGAGGGUCCUAGGAGAAGACUGGACAAUCAGAUAGGCCUAACCUUCGGCAUUAUUUUUAUAAAGUGGCUGCUCUCAAUUUUGAACCUUCAUUCUCACACUUAGAAGAGCUGGAACUACAUUUUCUUGGGCUUAGAAGAGCUGUGUUUGGUCUGCUUGUAUGACAUUUCAAUGAAAAUUUGUCCUAUUCUAUCCAUUGUUUUGAACAAUCAAGAAAACAAUAAAAGCAGCCCCAGCUAGGACCGUUCACAGAACAGAAAUUAUAAUUUGUUUUUGAAACAUUUAUAAAAAAAAAUAAAAAAAAAGUACUCAUUCAAGUCCCAUGGACAAAAUUAUAUGGACUCAUUCAAUUUUCAUGUAUGGAUGAGGAUGGGGAUUGGGGGUGUCCUUAAUAAUACCCAGUUAAUGGUGAGUCAAAGUUAACCAGUAGCAAUAGGUAACAGGUGGGUACAAUUAACUACACAUUUAUUAGUGAAUCCUUAAUUGUCAAAAUUUUAAUUAAUUUUGCUGAUAUGGUCCUUCCACUUCCUUAUUUUAAAAAUAAAGGCCUCUUUAAUUUUCUUGAGCAAAAGCAGCCAUUCCCAUUAAUAAUGUUAAUAGCACCAUGUAAUGUAGAGUAUAUAUAUAUAAAUCAGUUCAUUUGUACACCCCUCUAUUCUUCAGCAUAACCUACAUUUGUUCAGUAUAUCUAGUAGAACUGUAUUUGUAUUUAUUAACCUUAUAAUGACCUUAUGAAUUUUUCUUUCACAGUCCUUAUUAAAUUUCUGCAAAUUUGACUGCUCAUUAUAAUUUUUAAAUAUAUGAUAUGUUUCUCUCUUGCUAUUUUAAAUUCAAAAAAAAUCUUUGCAUAAGAAAAAAAUUGUAAUCAUAUUGAAUGUGUUUAGAUUUGAAUUAAUGCAAUCUUUGGGGAGCUCUUUCAGUACCCAUCAGAAAUACAUGUAGUUCUAAUCUCUUACACUAACUAGAUCUGAUGUGUUAGUUGAAGCAUUUGUAGAUAGACAAUAAUGAAUGCUCGGACAGUACGAUGGACCUAUUUGAAGCAUUUGUAGCACUCCAAGAAGUUGUGUCAUCUAUUAACUAUGCAUGUGGUGUGUACAUUAUUGUACUACAAGUUGCCUUGGAGAGGUACCAAUCUAUGUUGGAUAUUAAAAGGUCACCACAUCCCUUCCAAGCACAAUUAGACUAUUUGAAUAGAUUGGUGAAGGAUAGCGAUAUUGAUUGUCAUGAACAACUCCGAGUGAAUAGGCAUACCUUCAUGUGUCUUUGUACACUUGUUCGAAGUGUGGGAUUAUCUGAUUCCAAAUAUGUCCUCUUAGAGGAGAAAGUUGCAAUGUUCUUAAAUGUGAUUGCACACGACUAUAAGAAUCGCAACAUCAAGUUCAAUUUCAUGCAGUCUGGGCAAACAGUUAGUCAGUACUUUAACGAUGUCCUGAAGGCUAUUUUACGCCUACAAGGUGUCUUACUUAAGACACCAGAGCCAAUAACUGCAAAUUGCACAGAUGAUAGAUGGAGGUGUUUUCAGAAUUGUCUUGGAGCUCUAGAUGAAACUUAUGUUAGGGUUCUUGUUCCUGCAAUAGAUAAGCCAAGAUAUAGAACACAGAAGGGUGAAAUUGCUACUAAUGUCUUGGGUGUUUGUUCCCAAGACAUGCAAUUCAUUUAUGUGUUGCCUGGAUGGGAAAGGUCAGCUUCAGAUUCUAGGGUACUUAGAGAUGCUGUGAAUAGACCAAAUGGUUUGAAGGUGCCGAUGGGUAUGAAUCUAUAUAGUUAAUUGAUCUAAUCUUAAUUGCCCACUUUUUAAAGUACUUAUACAUAUGAAACCCAUACUUGUUUUCAGGUUUCUACUAUCUUGUAGAUGCGGGUUACACUAAUGGAGAGGGUUUCUUGGCGCCAUUUAGAGGGCAACGCUAUCACCUCUCUACAUGGAGAGAAGGGGGUAUCCCAGUGAAUCCUGAGGAGUUCUUCAACAUGAAGCACUCUGCUGCUCGUAACGUUAUUGAGAGGUGUUUUGGGUUACUCAAGAUUAGGUGGGCAAUACUGAGAACUGCUUCGUACUACCCAAUCAAGACCCAGGGUCGUAUUAUUACCGCAUGUUGCCUUCUCCACAACCUCAUCAGACGUGAAAUGCCAGUGGAUCCAUUUGAGUUCGAGUUAAAUAACACUCCUAUACCUCAACCUGAUUUAGGAGAAGAGUUCAGCAAUACAGUAGAGCCAUCAAAUCAAUGGAGUGAUUGGAGGGAUACAUUGGCAAACAUAAUGUUUAAUGAAUGGCAAGCAAAUAGAGGAGUUGGUGGAAAUCCUCCGUAGUUGAGAUAAUUUAUUUAAAUAUUUUAUUUGUAAUGAUGAGAAUCUUGUCUAUUUUCAUAAUUGAAAAAUAUGUAAUGAGAAUCUUACGUAGUUGAGAUGGAUUUAUUUUUCAAGCUAAUCAAUUUUAUUUGUUUUAA